This is a messenger RNA of Planococcus citri (citrus mealybug), 2009 nucleotides long. Its product is annotated as speckle-type POZ protein B-like. NCBI's taxonomy places the organism in Eukaryota, Metazoa, Arthropoda, Insecta, Hemiptera, Pseudococcidae. Gene Ontology annotation, biological process: proteasome-mediated ubiquitin-dependent protein catabolic process; regulation of proteolysis. The record is from RefSeq and is a predicted model, not a curated record. Gene Ontology annotation, cellular component: cytoplasm. Gene Ontology annotation, molecular function: ubiquitin protein ligase binding. The coding region runs from base 336 to 1427 and encodes 363 amino acids. The transcript has 3 exons.
GUUAUCAGUAGAAUUCGCUUUGUCUAAUAGUAAGACUAGGUCUGUGCAUUAUAAUUCAUUACGUAGCUAUUAAUUGAUUGCGUCGUGUUCAUCUCGCAUCUUUAGUUAGAUUUGUUGAAGUAAUGUGGUAUUGAAGUUGAAUUGGAUGUUUGUUUACUUAUUUAGCAAGCUCAAUUUUAUUCGGGUAAUUUUUAUUAAGUCGACGCUAUUCAGAAGAAGUUAUAAUUUCAUUUUCAUAGUUGAGUCAAUUGUCAAGGAAGAGUUUCGAUUUUCGUAGCGCAAUUUUUAUCAAGAGUAAUUCUUCAAGCUUGUGUGGAAGUUCAGUUCGUGAAAGCAUGUUUCCCUUGGACCCCACUUUUUCUGAAGCGCCAAAAGAUGAAGGAAUCGGUUGUGUUUCGAAACUCAGUGUGAAAAAUUGUACCUAUACAUGGAUAAUCGACAAUUAUUCGGUUCUUUGCGCAACACGAGAAAAGUUUCGAUCCCCCUCUUUUACAGCUCUUGAUGACGAUUUCAAGUGGUGUUUGGAGCAUAAAAUCUCAUGGAGACAGUUUGAAAAUGAAGAUUAUGUUUCCUUUAUCUUGCUUCCUGCUGAUGACAAUGAUUUCAAAAAGUACAGCCCCGUAUCUGGAAAUUUAAAAGCUUCGGUGAGAAAUAUGAAAGGCGCCUGUUGUUAUACAACUGAGAAAGGAGGUUCCUUUAAGAUUAUUUUCAACGGAUCCCCCCGAUAUUUUGAACUGGUUUUGUAUUCAGCGUAUAAAUGCCAAAAAGAGCUGGUAAAUAAUGAUAAAUUUCACGUUGUUUGCAACCUGAAAUACUUGAAAACAAACAAUAAUAGUUCUCGUAAUUACACUGUAUCGGGCCCGAAUCCGUUUAAAACUAUCCAGUGCAGCCUUUCACGUGACUUCGAACGGAUUCGUAUCAAUGGAGAGUUCAGCGAUAUGACUAUUUCAGUUAAAGAUAAAAAUUAUCCGGUUCAUAAAACGGUCUUGGCUGCUCGCAGUUCGGUUUUCAGCGCCAUGUUCAAAAGCAGUAUGCAAGAAAGCCAAAAAAAUCACAUUACUAUUACAGAUAUAGACCAAGAUGUUUUUGAAGAAAUGUUACACUACAUUUAUACUGGAAAGACGAAAAAUUUGGCAGUAUUAGCCUUUGAAUUACUCCCAGUUGCGGAUAAAUAUGAUCUGAAAGAUUUGAGGACGAUGUGCGAAGAAGUCUUGUACAAGAAAUUAGCUCCAGACAACGCACUGAAGAUUCUAAUAUUGGCAGAUAUGCAUCAUGCCAAAGAAUUGAAGAUACUCGCCAUCCGAUACAUCAAGGGGAACAGUGCCAAUUGCAAGAAUUUCAAAAAUUCAGAAAUUUAUAAAGUUUUGACUACAUCUCGUCCUGAGUUGAUGGCAGAUAUGCUGGCUGAAUUUUUGAAUACGGAGUAAUGGACUAUGCAUGAUUUAUAUCUAGGUACAUAUUAAUGUAUUUACGAUUUUUACGUCUUCUGGUAGGUAGGUACCUAUAUUCUGAAUUGAGAGCGGUAUUGUGAAUUUCUCAUCAGAAAGAAAGGAGGGUCGUGAAGAUCUGAAAUCUUAUCCGUAAUUCAAAAAGAUGAAAAUGUUUUUGGAAAGUUGAAUUUUAAGUACCAAGACCGACUCAUUUUUCUCUAUCUAACCCCUUCCUGUUUCCCUGCGUGAGCGACGUUGUAAAAAAUGUGGUAAAUUUCAUGCCUCACAAUGAUUCUCUGCUCAUUUAGUUUUGUCCAAAAUUUCUGCAAUCUUUGCGACAAAUAUGUAUUUAUAUGUUAUCGAUUCAAUCAUACCUAGCUACUUAUAUCUAUUCGAAUUUUGUUUGUAUACUUACUUAUACUCUCUCGAAUUUAAUGUAAGAUAUAAAUUUAUAUACCAAAAGGUGCUUACUACGUAAUAUACCUAGAUAGCUUUUUAUUCAACCUUUUUCCAAGAAUUUUGUUUUUAAAUUUAAGCUACAAAUGUGACAUUUCACUUCAAUAUAAUUAUGUACUUACA